UUAUAUCGGGGCCAUUUUCAUUCCAUAUUCGUAUGCCCAUCUGAUGUAUGCUUAUCGGACAGUGUGACGCCUGCAUUAAGAUUGCAAUGCUUUAUUUGAUUAUGUAAUACCGUACGUAUGUUCUGGUUUGUCCCCCUUGACAACAGAGCGAAGUUUAAGUUAUAUCAAGGUAUGUAUACUGGUAUGUUUACAUGGAAAAUGAUAAAAACUACCGUUAUCAUUCAUUAUUAUCUAAAAUGUUUUCUUCAUUUCAAAUCGAAACAGAAACUUAAUUUAUUACAAUGUAAUAUGAAAUCAAUGAAAAGCUGCCAUUCAACAUUAUAAACUGAAAUUAUUAAACUCACAGUAUUUGUGUGGGAAAAAUUAAAAAAUGGAUUCAUGUGACAUCCUCGUAUACUGUUUGUCAGGACUGUUGUUUUGUGCGAUAAUUGCCUGUCUGGCUAUGUAUUUAUGCACCUAUACAAAGACAAGUGGAGCAAAAUUAAGAAAGGAAUUAUUACGAGUUAGAGAGGAGAACUCACAACUAGAAGAUGAACUUAGAAAGGAGACACAGGAAAAGAAUGAUGCCUUGAAACGUCUGAGCGCCAUUAUGUCAAGUCGUUUGAGGGAUGAAAACUUUGAUAUAGCAGAUCUGAGCGACGGAAAUCGUCCAACCAAAGUGGGAGAACAGUUUUCAGAACUUUAUGACAAUCAAUGGACAGAUGCAUACGAUACAACCAAGAAUUUCUUCGAGAAUACUAUAACAGAACUUGAAAUAAUUCAAAUACUUCUAGAAAUAGUAAAGGAAUGUUUUACAGAAUGUAAAGACGUAUCAAUAAACCAGAUGGAAAAGUUAAAGGAGAACGUGGCAAAUAUUACCGUCAUUAUUACAAAGAGUGACAGUCAACUUCCGUUUUAUCUGAUGCAACGUAUUAAAAUAGAGAGGAAACAAUCCGCCCCGAACCACAUUCCAGCAGUGGAUAUGAUUCUACCUAGGCUGGAGCGGAACUUCUCAUCGAAAAACCAAAACCCAAAAUUUCUUCAUGAGCCUUCUGUUAAAGCAUACGUACAAGAAUGUCUGAAACUUUCGUGGUUCAUGGUCAUACAAGACCCUCCAAUGACAAUGGUACUUGAACCUGCAUCCAAUGAUUAUAAAUACUUUAAGGAGUACAAGAAUCGAGGCAAAUUUCUUAGUUAUAUUGUAUGGCCAGCUUUGCUUUUACAAGAAGAAGGUGAAUUGAUAUGUAAAGGUGUUGCAGAGUUCACUAGCACCUCUUCGUCUCUAAAUUCAGAAGUGGAACUAAGAGUAUAUUUUGGAUAUAAUUGACCUGUAUAUUUUGGGUAUUAUCGUUAAUAUUGAUAAAAUUUCAAGUUCCUGUGGGGAAAAGUAAUAUUCUUAUCAUGUAGCAUGCAUACCAAAGUUCAUAAUGAACAAAGUCUUUCGUGCACCCAUUCAUGAAUGAUAUGCAAUUCUUGUAAAAACCAAUUAACCAUUGAAAAGUUUAUAAGAAAAUCUCGUCAUCAUAUGUCUACUAGUUCAUCUUAACUUGCUGCAUUUCUUGCUUGGACGCCUUUUGAUGCUUUGUAUCAAUGUUUUUCUUGUAUUCACUUGUUUUUGCCUGACAUAGCUGCUUACCUUAGAAUAAAUUUACGUGAAGUGGUCCAUUAUAGAAGGUCUGAAUUACCAUUCAUGACCAUGUUGAAAGUAUUUAGUAUCAAAGGUGAUAAUAAACCACGAAAUAAUCAUACAUGGAUGUUGUUGAUAAGUUUGAGAUAUAUGAUUCGAUAAAGAUAUCAUUAGAUAUCAUUAUAUUUUUUCAUAAAA
Messenger RNA from Ruditapes philippinarum (Manila clam), 1804 nucleotides. RefSeq lists its product as uncharacterized. The record is from RefSeq and is a predicted model, not a curated record. Lineage: Eukaryota; Metazoa; Mollusca; Bivalvia; Venerida; Veneridae. The transcript has 7 exons. The coding region runs from base 371 to 1306 and encodes 311 amino acids.